UAUUAUUUCAGUUGUCGGUUAAGUCGGUCGCAAAAAAUGAAAACGUCCGUGUAAAGAAUUCGGUUUUAUUAUAAAAAAAUAUUUUUUCUUCCACUCUUCAUAAAAAUUCAUUUCAAGUUUCAACUGUGCGAAGUGAAGACAUGAAAAGAACAUAAGGAAAAGCAAAAGCAAAAAUACAAGAUUUUGGACUUUUAGCAAAAUCGCAAAGAAAAGAAAAAUAUUUUUUAUUUUAUUUAAUUUUUGAGGUUCUUCAACAACCGAGGCGAAUAAAAUAUAAAAGAAUUUGAGAAUUUCCAUUGCUAAUUUUUCUCAAAUGAUUCGUAAUAUCUUUUUUUUUUCGGUGGAAGUUUAACAAGACACAUCAAGCGAGAAAAAAUGAAAAACUUUAAAAUCUGUGAAUGGAAGAACAAGAGAGAAAGAAAGAAAUCAGUGAAUUUCAAGACUUAUUUUUUAUUUUGAUGUAUCAAUUUCACGAAUUUUCAACUGUCUGAGACUCGCUUUUCUUAUCAUGUUAAGUGGCAGUGUUAAUUGAAUUAAACGAAAUUAAAAAGAAAAUAAUUUUCUUUCGCGGUGAUUUAUUUUUAGUGGAAAAACACCAGCAAUUCUUUCGUCUCUUCUCACAUUGUUCAUUCAAAUUCAAUUCUUCGUAGCAUCAAAGAAAGAAAUAAUGUUGAAAAAGCAGCGCCAGAUAACAGCACAAAGAGAAGAAAUGAACAGUUUUUUGAUUGAAAUCGAAACAUUGUAAAAGAAAUUAAAACCGUGAAACAAAAUAUAGUUCGCCGAGAUCAUUGCGUGAAUGGCAAAAAAAUAUUCCAAGAAGCGAUCUUCAGACAAAAAUAAUUCCCCGAUGAUAUUAAAUGACCAUAUGGCUGAAUUGAGACGAUUAUGGCUAUGAAUCUCCAAGAUAAGCUGAGUGAAGGGACUUUUGGUCGUCGAUGUUCUAGGAAGCCUACUUUCCCGUCCAUUCUAAAAUUUGCUGUCUCAUCGAACGAACAACAAAGCGUUCAACUUCUUUUUUGGUAUGAUGUGGUCGACAUGACAUGAUAUUUGAUUAUUUUCUCCCCUCCUCGAAUAUUCUGUUUUUUAUUCUCUCUCUGAUACGUCCACAUCAAGUCAUCGACGCAUCAACAUUUGAUAAUUUAUGUGAGUAAAGGAUAAGAAGAACUUUACACAGCAGGUAAAUUGGUAAAUUGCUUAACAUCCCAAAAAUUUCUUCCCUCAUUUAAAUGCUUAAUAUUCUCAUCAAUGCAUCUUCAAUUAUUUAUAAUUUUUACAAGGAAACAAACAGAACUGAAAAGAAGGCAGAAAUUUGAGUGAGCUGAAAUCGUCUCAACAUUCCCACUUCACAUAAUACAAUAUAAUUAUUUAACUUUGUAGGAAGCAUUAACUGCAGGCAAAAAGAAUCGAACAAUGUACGUUUGCACACGCGGCGCGUAAUGCUAUUGAUAUGUGAUUACUAAUUUUUAAUAAUAUUUUUUUGUGUAUCAUGAAAAUUGAUGCGUGAGACGAAUUCAAAUUUUUACGCAACUCGUUUUGAUUGAACAUGCUUUUGUUCUCAUCAGCUGGUUAUUGAAUUGAUUUUUGAGAUCGGUUACACGCGCAUAAAGACUUUAUGUCCAAUUAUCGAUGAACGAUUGUAAAAACUAACAAAACAAUGAAAUUUUACGUCUUGUUUGAUC
Molecule: messenger RNA, 1679 nt
Organism: Clunio marinus
Lineage: Eukaryota; Metazoa; Arthropoda; Insecta; Diptera; Chironomidae
Source: the annotation of a GenBank genome assembly